AUGCAUCUUCGACCGUCACUACUACUGGCAUUAGUGUCUUCUGUCACCAGAGUGGUCUGUACAGCCACCCUAACCCUGUCUCCAAGCAGUGUUCUGGUCAGAAGUGGAGACUCCUCGACUCUAACGUGCAGCCUUCAGGCCGCUAAGACCUUUUGCUACACAAUCACCUGGUUCAGGGUCCACCCAAGGACCGGAGAGAUAGAUACAUCCAUCAACAUCUUGGGAGGCCAUGAUGAUGACUAUGCGAACGAGUGUAAAGGAACUAUCACUAGCGCAAAGCCAGGGGACUCUGGAGUGUACUACUGUUCUCUAGUGCACAGUGCACUUUCUUUUUUCAGCAGUGGAGCCACUGUUACUGUGAUAGGUGCCAUAGCUGUUCGUCCAUCAGUACAAAUCUUCUCACCUCUGGACAGCAGCAGACACAACUCCGAUGUCCAACUCUUGUGCUGGGUGAUGCAGGUCGUCCCGUCCCAGGUCCACGUCAGCUGGACGAUAGAUGGAGAGAGGGCAGACGGGUGGACGGGGUCGGCCUGGACGAACGGCGGCAAUUCGGCCGUGGAGUUCACCCGGAGUUGGGUCAGGGUGCGAGCGGAGCGGUGGGAGAGAGGGGCUGAGUGUGUGUGUGAGGUGGAGUACGCAGGGGAGACCAUCAGGAAAACCGCCCAGCGCAGGGCCCAGAAUGAUCUGUCUGGUUCGUGCCACGCAGUGAUGUGGGUUUACAGGUGGCUGGGAAUCAUUUCCUCUGUGCUGUUUGUUUUACUGAUUUUUGCAUUGAUAGUUUACUGUGCAGCUAACAUAAAAUAAUGUGGAAUUGCAGUGUUUAUGGGCCACCUAGGUUUAUUGACUUUAAGUCAAAACCCCCCUUUUUUUUUUUAAAGAUAAAUCCCGAACCGUAGAGGUGGUUUAUAUGAUGGUGAAGACAUACUUUAGUAUCCUUCAUUUGUACAAAAGGGAAUAUUUUGAUUUCACUCUUGCAGUGACUCUUGUACAAAGGGGAAUAUUUUGA
Alosa alosa (allis shad) is the source of this 1006-nucleotide messenger RNA. RefSeq names its product immunoglobulin kappa light chain-like. The record is from RefSeq and is a predicted model, not a curated record. The transcript has 4 exons. NCBI's taxonomy places the organism in Eukaryota, Metazoa, Chordata, Actinopteri, Clupeiformes, Clupeidae. Gene Ontology annotation, cellular component: plasma membrane. The coding region runs from base 1 to 804 and encodes 267 amino acids.